AUGCUUUCCUCCCCUUCAAAUCCAGGCAAGCGUUCGCUACGUGGUCUUAAAUCUGUGUUUGGUAUUUCGCCACAGUCUGUCAGCAAUAUCAAUACAAAUGUGGGAACCUCUCCCUAUGAUUUUGUCUACUCGCAACGUCUUGGUACAUCUUCCCAUGGCAUUAUAUCUCUCCAACUGCCAAACUCAAUGCCUUCUCUAGAGCAUAUGUCACCUGGCCUCUGGUCUUGGAUCCAUUCUAUCGACCCUGUUUACCAAGGUGGCCAUAGUCAUGCAGAACCAACCAUGUCACGAACAACUGGGCCAACAGGCAGUGAUGCUAGUCUUGCAUCUAUUCCCUUUUCGCCAAUCGGAGCAUCAAAAGUUCCAUUCUAUACACGAGUAUUCAGCCCUGCUGGCGACCUUCUCGAGAUCCCUAAUCAUUUGAUGCAGACUUCUUCAUUAGCUCAACCCCCAUCUAAUGGCAUGCUACUUCAGUCUGGUGUUGCUGCUGCUGCAGAGGCUUGUCAUUCACUGGCUGCCGGUCUUACGCGUUCAUCGACUUUUGAUGCUACUCGCUCUCCUACCAACGGCUCUGCUAGUUCUCUUUCCAAACGUCGCAAGCCCGUACAAUCACUUCCAGUAGAAAAACCCCCAUCAUCUACUCAUGGGUUUCUGUCAUCUGGAUUGGAUCUUCCACCACUCCCAUCCAUGCAUACCCAAGAAAAACCAAAAGUAAAGCGUUUUUUUAUUCAAUUGGUGGAUUUAAAUAUGAGCAAAAUGCCGCCAGGCGAACAUAUUAUUGGCAUUGUCACUGUUGGCGAUGCAAGACGUCUUACUUCUGCUCUUCCACUGCGUAGCGACUCAAAUGCUCCAAAAGGGUUUCACUAUUCAAGCCAUCCAAUGGAAGGAUUUAUCUAUGAUGUUCCCAAAACACAACAGGAUGUCAAUAUCACAAUCCGUCUGUAUUCGAAAUGCAUGAAUAAUGACGAGCCUCACGAUGGGUCCAAAUCUCACAGUGGACUAAUGUCUCCCUCUAUGGAAUCAUUCAGUAGCCAUGCUAGUGGAUUCAAACGAUCCACACUCUCCUUUUUUGGAGGCAGCGGUGGUUCGAAUACGCUUAUAGGCAAGCGAUCCAGUGCACACGCUCCAUCCUCCACGUUUAAGCAGUUUCAAGAUCAAGAAGCGCUGCGUUUUCCUGCAUCUCCAAAUGCUGUGGAUGUUACCUUGGCAGAAAUGUCCCUCACAUUGCCUACCCAACAUGCAUUCAGCAAAAUCACAGGAUCGUAUACUUUGACUGCCAAUGGUGGUAAAAAAGAAGUUGCUCGAGUAAAUAUUCAAAUGGGAAUGUUUGUUGAGGAAGAGUUUGCUAUUGAGCGGGAAAUUCCAACAGGCAUGUACCGCCAUGACGAUACUCUCAACUUUUUACUAAGAACUUCAGGCGGCUUAUUCUGGAAAAAAUAUUUUGUUGUGGGCACAUAUGAUGGGAUCCGUAUUCUUGACUCGGAAUAUCUAGAUCGCAAAGAUCCCAUUGCCUGGUUACACUUUUCACAAAUCGUUGAUAUUGCACCAGCAGAUUUUGAAUACAUGGCAGCUCCCAACUGUUUACAAGUCACGCUUGCUUUGCCAUGGAAGGACGAUGAUCGUAUUGCGACAUCACCUAUAAGCAGAGAAUGGCGAGAGGCAGUACUUGGAGGUGCUGCAGCAAUGAGUCGCUACCAUGCAGUUAUUUACAUCACAGGAGAUAACCUGGAUCGUGCAUUUGAAUGGAUGCAGUAUUUUAGGAGAGCUUCUCAAGCCUAA
Batrachochytrium dendrobatidis JAM81 is the source of this 1779-nucleotide messenger RNA. RefSeq lists its product as uncharacterized. Lineage: Eukaryota; Fungi; Chytridiomycota; Chytridiomycetes; Rhizophydiales. The coding region runs from base 1 to 1779 and encodes 592 amino acids. The record is from RefSeq and is a predicted model, not a curated record. The transcript has 6 exons.